GUUAAUCACAAAACUACCUUCUUCUUCACUUACUCUCUCUUUAUCUCUCUGUAUUUCUCUGUAUUGAAUUGAGAAAACAAUUCCUCUCAUUCUCUCUCUCUAUCCACAGCUUUGCAAAACCCUCAUAAACCCUUCUUUUCUUUUUCGAAGUUCUUUUCUUCAAGGUGAGUUUUUGUCCGAGUUGAAAUCGGAAUGGAAACUCAGCUCCCCGACGAUUUCAGGUGCCCUAUUUCACUUGAGAUAAUGUCUGACCCGGUUAUCCUUCCAUCGGGUCACACCUUCGACCGGGUUUCAAUCCAACGGUGGCUAGAUUCUGGUCACCGGACUUGUCCGAUUACCAAACUUCCAUUACCUGAACACCCUUGUCUUAUCCCAAACCAUGCCCUCCGUUCCUUGAUUUCCAACUAUACCCUCGUCUCUCCUUCCAAGUUACAGCCUUGCCCUCAACCCCAAAUCCUCAUCUCUUCUCUAACCUCUCAAUCAUCCCAUGUCGGUACCAAGCUUAACUCGCUCACCCAUCUCGUUCGACUCACUAAGCACGACUCGGGAUUCCGCCGUAAACUAACUGAGCUGGGUGCAGCCCCUGGUGUCCUCAAGUGUGUUGACUUAGAUGAUCCGAGUUUACAAGAAAAGGCACUGUCUUUACUCCUUAAUCUCAGUCUUGACGAUGAUAACAAAGUGGGCUUAGUCGCUGAAGGUGCUAUUAACCGGGUUAUCAAAGUUUUACGAUUCGGGUCACCCGAUUGUAGAGCCAUAGCUGCAACGAUUAUAACCAGUUUAGCCGUGGUGGAAGUUAAUAAAGCAACAAUAGGAGCAUACCCAGAUGCAAUUCAAGCAUUGGUUUGGCUUUUAAUUUCAGGUAAAGGAAGGGAAAAAAAAGAAGCAGCAACAGCUUUGUAUGCAAUUUGUUCAUUUGCUGAUAAUAGAAGAAGAGCUGUAGAUUGUGGAGCAGUACCAAUACUGAUUAGCUUAUUAGAUUCAGGCUUGGAAAGGGCUAUUGAGGUGUUGGGAUUAUUGGUUAAAUGUAAAGAAGGAAGAGAAGAGAUGAUGAAAGUUAAUGGGUGUGUUAAGGUUUUGGUUUCUGUUUUAAGGAAUGGUAGUUCAAGAGGUGUUCAAUAUGGGUUAUUUACAUUGAAUUGUUUAUGUAAUUGUUGUGAAAGGCUUUGUUUUGAAGCUAUAAAUGAAGGUGUUGUGGAGAUUUGUAUGGGGUUAAUGGAAGAAGAGAAUGAGAAGAUAAGGCGAUAUACUUCAAGUUUGGUUCAAACUCUUAGAGAAAAUCAUGCUUUUGGGUGAAAAAAUUGAAGCUUUUUACUUCAAGUGUUUGGCAAUGGAGGUGAGUCGUUGUUUUAGUUCAUUUUGGUUAAUUAGGGAUAGUUUUAGAGUUAAAAAAAAACAAAAAAAAAAAAAAGAUUAGAAUUUUGUAUUUAUGUAUAUGUGAAUAAAAGGGUAAACAUGAUGGAAAGGGAGGGGAUUGUUGGUCUUCCAUGGUUGGAUGUUGUAGUGAGCAAAAAAAAAAAAAAAAAAAACCAAAAAGUUCAAAAUUUUUGUUACUUCAGUGAUAAUUGUUUAUUGAAUUAGAACCUGUUUUCAGCUUUUGAUCUUCUCUCGAUUAGGAAUUGGAUUGUGAAUGUUUCUGAUUCAAUCAAAGCAUUGAACUUUAGCAAAUGGUAUACUUCUAUAAGUUACUUUCAGUGUUCAAUUUUCUAGUUUUGCAUAUUUGCAACCAUUUGAGUGAGAUUCAAGACAUUCUUUUUUCCUUGUUUUAUUCAAUUUUUGAUGUUGAGAUUGCUUAGUGAUUACAAUGUAUAGGUUUUGUAAUGUUGAUAUUCUUAAUAUGCAUGCCUAAGUGGUCCAUUAUGAAUUUGACCUUUGGACUUUUGGAGUGAUAAUUUGUUUCAAAGGAUAACUUGGAUUAUGGAGGUUGUAAUGUAGCCAAAUUUGUAAACUUUUCAUCUUGGCAUAAGAAGAAAAGCAGUUUUAGGAGUUAAAGUGUAUUUUGUAUUUUACUUUCUCUAUUCAAAAAAUGAGUAAAUUAAUUUUUAUAUGAUAAAUUAAAGAGUAAAUUUAUUCUUUUAAAAA
Molecule: messenger RNA, 2079 nt
Organism: Gossypium arboreum
Lineage: Eukaryota; Viridiplantae; Streptophyta; Magnoliopsida; Malvales; Malvaceae
Product: U-box domain-containing protein 8-like
Exons: 1
Coding region: 193-1293 (366 amino acids)
Biological process (GO): protein ubiquitination
Cellular component (GO): cytoplasm; nucleus
Molecular function (GO): ubiquitin-protein transferase activity; protein binding
Source: RefSeq, a predicted model, not a curated record